AUGAGCGUCUUCGAAACCGUCAUUCGCUUCUCCGUCCAGCACAUUGGACCCAAGACGACCUACGAGAUCUUCACCACUCUUAUCUUGCUCUAUGCUCGUCUCAACCAAGUCAAGGUCUUCUUCAGCAGCCCUGGCCUCUUGGUUUGGCUGAUGAUCCCCAUCAUCGCCGCCAGCAUAGUCAUCUCACUCACGUUCUCGUCGGUCUACUUGCGCUUCGGCUGCCCUAUCGCUGCGCUGAUCAUCCUGAAGCUGGCCAUCGAUGCUGAAAUCGCCUCGACUGUCUGUUAUUAA
This is a messenger RNA of Aureobasidium vineae, 291 nucleotides long. The record is from the annotation of a GenBank genome assembly. Lineage: Eukaryota; Fungi; Ascomycota; Dothideomycetes; Dothideales; Saccotheciaceae.